CUCGGUACCAACCACUUCACUCUAACAACCAGCACGGCCACCGGACGGCAUAUAGGCUUGUAGCACGCCGAGGAAACAAGUCACAACUCUCAAGCGCACCGCCGGGGAAACUUUAAACACUUUUUAUCAUCCCGACAGGAGCCGGAUCAACUGUGAAAAAGAAAAAAGAAAAACUCAUCUCCCACAGCGACUCCAACAUUUGGAUAUAAUUUAAUAAUUCCAAGUUUCGAACAACCAAGGUGUUUCAUUCCCAGACGCACCGCCAUCUGACCUCUUUGUGCCCUCCCCCUGGGAGCUCUGAACCUCUGGUUAACCCCUCCUCUUCUCCUCUUGUCUGUGUUGCCCCGUGCUCAACAGGCAGUUCAUAGUGCUGUCACAGCGCCAUGGUAACUCACAGCAAGUUUAACUCCGCAAUGAGCAGCAGCCCCUUCGACACCAACAUGAGGCUGCCACACCGUUACAAGACUUUCACCUCCAAGACGCAGUACCAGAUGGUGGUCGCCACGCUCCACAAACUCCAGGAGAGUGGCUUCUACUGGGGCCCCAUCAGCGGUAAAGAGGCCAAUGCCAUGCUGUCGUCCGAGCCCACUGGCACGUUCCUUGUGCGGGACAGCUCCGACAACCGACACCUGUUCACCCUCAGUGUCAAAACGGCGUCGGGCACAAAGAACCUGCGCAUCCAGUGUGACACUGGCUCUUUCUUUCUGCAGACAGACCCCAAGAAUAUUCAGUCUGUCCCCCACUUUGACUGUAUCCUCAAGCUGGUGCAUUACUACAUGCCCCAGAGCAGAGCAACCUUGUCUGUGGGGAACACACACAGUGGGAAUAUCUAUUACAUUUACUCCGGAGGGGAGAAGAUCCCCCUGGAGCUCAUAAAGCCACAUGCCUCUAGCCUGUCCACCCUCCAGCACCUGUGCCGGAAAACAGUCAAUGGACAUCUGGACGUAUCUGCUAAAAGAGACCAACUUCCACAUCCUCUCAAAGAGUUCCUCCAGGAGUAUGACGCUCCUAUCUAGGGGCUCUGAACUGAUCCUCCUGAAAGCCAGAGACUUUAAUGAAGAAACUCAAAGGCUUCGAUCUAGCCAUGCUCCAAGCAAGUAGGAACAGAUGUCUGCUGGCAGUGCCUGCUUCUGUGGAGCAAUGAUGAAGCAGGACAACCUGGUGGAGUCAAGUAGAAGCCAAGGACCGAGCUUGUCAGAACCAUGGGCUGAGUUUGUACUGAUGAGUUGCAUUCAAGGGGGCAUCUAUCUCCAAAUUUUUUUUUCUUUCCCACAGAGGAGCCACUAGAUUGAGGACUAACCCACUGAGAGGGUCAACAGAAAGAGUAUGCUGCUAUAGACUGGUAUGAAAAAGAGCCAAUGCCACCACCCCCUUGUCUCUCAUUGACUUAGAACUUACUGAAAACUCAAGUGAGGCUCACAGUCAGCUGUCUAGACUCUGAUGAUGACGCACGAGUUCCCCUCUGUUGCUGCUAACCAUAGUGCUGUGUGACUGUCAUGCACACACACACAUACACAUCAGCCUAAGAAAAUUAUUCACCCAUUAAAGCUGGACUGGCUUUUAUGACUGGACUGGCUGACUGACUGCUGACAUUGGAUGAGAGUCAUAGACAUAAUCAAGCCUAAUCCUGGAUGUAUUAGACAUGUGGGACCAGCAUGACCUUUGGGAUUCUGAGAUUUCUGACCAAACACGCUGGAAACUUACAGAGGAACAAGAACUCAGAUUGAAAAUGAGUGGACUUUGGUGGUCUUACAGUUCUGAGUGCAUAUAUGUGCUUACCAUGAUAGGAAAAGGCUCAACUUUUUCUCUGAAUGUUACUGAAGUAAAAAAAAAAAAAGAAAAAAAAAAAGAGCAUCAAUACCAAAUAGGGACCUUUCUCAACAAGAAAAUGUGGAGAGGUUUGUUCAUUAUAGUUUGCUCAUUAGGAGAGUUUAUGCCAAACUUGCCUGAACUUAAUAAUUUGUUGGUACAACAUCAUGGCUGAACCCGACAGGAUCUUACUUGAGAGAACAGUAUCACUGCUUUCAGACUUAUUGUGCAUAUAAAUCUUGACACAUCCUAAGAGUCAGGCUAUUGUAUGCCUUCAGUGAGGAAAAAUGUACCCAAAUAAAUGUGGUAGUAUUUGUGGCACAAGUUGCUUGAAAUUGAAUGUAUUAAAGAUGGGAAUCUCUCUUCACCUAAUCAGGAGAAGAAUCAAGAUUUGUCAAGAUUUUACCUUUUUUUUUUUCCUUAAAACAAGACAAUGUUUACAUGUGAAGAUGAAAUGGCAUAUGUGUUUUUGUGCUGUCUUUUAUAAAGAUAUAACUUGGCCAGCCAAACCUCUGGCUGUGGAUGCUUGAAGAUAUUUGAGAAGUCAGACGAAGCAAGCAGACUGAUACAACUUUGCACAUAUUUAUAUUUCUACGGACAUUUCAGUAAUUUAUAAUAAAGUGCACUAUUUUUAUAUGAAAA
This is a messenger RNA of Myripristis murdjan (pinecone soldierfish), 2451 nucleotides long. RefSeq names its product suppressor of cytokine signaling 3a (gene socs3a). The transcript has 2 exons. The record is from RefSeq and is a predicted model, not a curated record. The coding region runs from base 384 to 1016 and encodes 210 amino acids. Gene Ontology annotation, biological process: intracellular signal transduction; phosphatidylinositol phosphate biosynthetic process. Gene Ontology annotation, molecular function: 1-phosphatidylinositol-3-kinase regulator activity. Gene Ontology annotation, cellular component: phosphatidylinositol 3-kinase complex. NCBI's taxonomy places the organism in Eukaryota, Metazoa, Chordata, Actinopteri, Holocentriformes, Holocentridae.